CCAGGCUCUGAAUAGAUGAUUUAUACUUUAAUAUAUUUCUAACUAAACAGCUUCGGGGGACGAUAGAAUUUCAAUAUAUUUUAUAUGACAUGAAGGGAAUAACAUUUCUUGACAUUUUCGUAUGACAGCCAUCGAAUACAAAUACAUAAUAUUGCAAUCAAUUUACCUUUGACCUUUUGAAAGCACGUGAUCAACAAAAUAGUUAUGACCUCUCUUGCUAGCUAGCUAGCUAGCUAGUGCUAAACUAAUGCUAACAUUUCCAGAUUGACGACAACAUUUCACAAAAAUGGAACAGCCUAAACAAGAGGAGGACUAUGGAUACGAUCUAUUCCCGGAGAGAAACUCGGCGAAGUACAAGGGGAAGUCGUUUAAAGAGAGCUUGUUCACUUUCAACCACAAGUGUCAGAUCAUGUUGCAGUUCGCGAUGGAAACUAGUCCGUAUGCCAAACUUCUUCUCAGUGCCAUGAAGAGUUCAGGCUGCCAAGUGUUCAAAGAUAGACAUUUCUCCUGUGAAGACUGUGACGGGACAGUUAGUGGAGGAUUUGACGCAGUUUCUUCUCAAAUUGUUUUGUGUCAGAACAACAUCCGCAAGCAGUCCCACAUGACCCGAGUGGUCACGCAUGAGCUCAUUCACGCCUUCGACCACUGUCGGGCCCACGUGGACUGGUUCAACGAAUUAAGGCAUGUGGCUUGUUCUGAGAUUCGGGCAGCUAACCUCAGUGGUGACUGCUCCUUUAGGAACGAAUUUGACAGAUCCAACUUCGGCCUGAAGCAGCAUCACCAGGAGUGCGUCAGAGGCCGGGCCCUUCGCUCCAUCCUAGCUGUGAGGAAAGUUAGCCGAGAGAAAGCGGAGAAAAUCGUGGACGAGGUCUUCGUCUCGUGUUUCAACGACCACGCGCCCUUCGGAAGGAUCCCGCACGGCAAGAAGGAUGCCGGGUUUGCCUACAGAGAUCAUAACAACAGAGAUCGAUACUAUGCAAACCUUUAGACGUGUUCCCAUUUAACUCCCAAGGGUGCUACGACUGGCGGUGACGCUGACAAACAGGGCCCUGGUGAAUAUAGAAGCCUCACCAUAAUGACGACCAAAUCCCCUCAGAAGGGAUAUUCACGUAAUGAUUUGUCCACCGAACGGUAAGGGGAGUACAUCUCACGCUCACCCUUUGUUUUUAUACCAAUUCUUUAAAAAGGGAUUGUGAGGAGGGAUUUCGUUGUGGAAGUGAAUUAUUAGAUGAGGCCGCAGUCACUUAUUUUCCAUUUGUUUUUACUUUGACCAAUGGGUGCUUUAAAAGAAAUGCAUGUUUAGAUUUUUGUCCAUCGAUAUGUGCUGUGAAAGUCUCUCUCCGUUAGCUCUUUAUCUUGUUGCCACGUUGACCUUCGCUCACUUCUUGUAAAUACAGCUGAUUGUGCUCCAAUCAAAUCGAAUCAACUUGUGUCUGAAUAAAAGUUUGAUUCCUCUGGAAAGAGUUGUUUGUGAGGACAAGGGGGAGGAGCUACGUUACUGUUUGACUUUGUGAAUCGCCAAAGGGUCAUAAGUAUGCGCAUGGCAUCAUAACGCCUUUGUCUAA
Messenger RNA from Pungitius pungitius (ninespine stickleback), 1565 nucleotides. It is a transcript of the gene atp23, whose product is annotated as ATP23 metallopeptidase and ATP synthase assembly factor homolog. Gene Ontology annotation, biological process: mitochondrial proton-transporting ATP synthase complex assembly; mitochondrial protein processing. NCBI's taxonomy places the organism in Eukaryota, Metazoa, Chordata, Actinopteri, Perciformes, Gasterosteidae. The record is from RefSeq and is a predicted model, not a curated record. Gene Ontology annotation, molecular function: metalloendopeptidase activity. The transcript is spliced from 6 exons. The coding region runs from base 287 to 988 and encodes 233 amino acids.